Molecule: messenger RNA, 3292 nt
Organism: Harpegnathos saltator (Jerdon's jumping ant)
Lineage: Eukaryota; Metazoa; Arthropoda; Insecta; Hymenoptera; Formicidae
Product: odorant receptor 22c
Exons: 7
Coding region: 32-1180 (382 amino acids)
Biological process (GO): sensory perception of smell; detection of chemical stimulus involved in sensory perception of smell
Cellular component (GO): plasma membrane
Molecular function (GO): odorant binding; olfactory receptor activity
Source: RefSeq, a predicted model, not a curated record
GCUGUAAACACGCGUCGAAGGUGCGCGAAUCAUGCAAACGGAAUUCACCCGAGCGUUCAAGAUAAUAUCGUGGAACAGACGGUUCUUAAUCAUUCUCGGAAUAUGGCCUACUAAAGUGAAUCGGGUGGCGUUCGUAUUCUUCCUCGUCUACGUGGCGAUCCAUUGCACCAUGGGAGGGGCUCACUUGGUCAAAUAUUUCAGCAAGCCGGAAUACAUCGUCGCCAAUCUGACGGAGAACGUUCUAUUCACGAUGAUAAUAGGCAAGAUGCUCAUAUGCGAGCGCAGCCGCAGGAUAAUGGUCUACUUUUUAAACACCAUCCAGCCCGACUUUUCGGCCAAGAGUUACAGCAACGCGCGGGAGAAGGCGUUGUAUUUGCAUUACAACGAGUUCGCACUUAUAUUCAUCAAAGUGUCGCUAGGCUUGGCCACGUUAACGACUAUAUUGUAUUAUAUAAUGGGGUUUCUCGAAAACUGGACAGUAUCGACUCGUAACGCUUCGUACGAAUUACCAUACCGGACGUAUCCUUUCUUCGAAAUCCAGGAUAGUACCACCUACUUCUGCCUUUGCGCUUAUCAAAUAAUUGCCUUGCCGACGAUAGUGUGCGGCUAUUCGGCACCGGAUUCCUUCGUACUCAGCAUGGCCCUCCACAUCUGCGGCCAACUCGCCGUUCUGUCGUGUAAAAUCGAACAAUUGUUGAAAGAUCACGAGAAUUAUAAUCAUCAUAUCGGUACCAUUGUAUUGAGGCAUCGUCAGCUAAUCAAAUUAGCAGAGAUCUUGGAAAACAAUUUCAGUAUGAUAUUUCUUCAGCAAACUCUAGGCACCGUUUUCUUGCUCUGUUUGACUACGUAUCAUAUGUUCGCGAAUUCGGUGAAUGGCGCCAGCACUAACGUCGUGACUUUCUUGUUGUACACAAGCUGCGUGAUCAGCACGAUUUUCGCGUACUGUUACAUCGGAGAAUGCCUCAUUAAGGAGAGCGUCAGAUUGCGCGACACUUUUUACAACACCGAUUGGUACAAUAUUUCGCCGUCGUGCGGGAAGAUUCUCAGUAUUUGUAUGAUCCGACCCGAAAAGCCGCUGGUGUUGACCGCCGGUAAAUUCUACCCGUUAUCACUGAACACAUUCACAAGUAUAGUGAAAACUUCGAUGGCGUACUUGUCCAUAUUGCGCAACUUCCUGUGAGAAGUCUUCGAAAAAAGUCUUCGCAUGAGAAGAUUCGAAAUAUUUUUCGAAAUAUGAAUUACGGAGAAUACGCGAAAAUUUAUCUACAAGACGAGAUAUAGGCAUAAGCAAAACUAGAUUUUUAAUUGUAUUUGAUGACCCCAUAAUUUUGAUGAAUUCAUGAACUUACCAGCGUCAAAUAAAUACCUUGCCUUAUAUCAAUAAUAAUCUUCGAUACAAAUCUCUCCGUUAAGCUGCUCGUACACAAUGAAAGAUAACGAAAGAUAAUUUUUAUAAAUAAAAUUGGUGUAAAUAUUAUCGUUUUGCUACAGCUUGCUUCUCUCACAUGUCGAUGACAUGUGAUGUUAGUCGAUGUGAUAUUUCCAAUACUUUUUUCGACACUAACAAGUGAAAAAGGUUAUUGAUAUAUUUCUGAUAAUAAUAGCUUGGAGAAACAAUGAGAUUUUAACGUGUGUCUACUUGCCGAUUUUUGCCGAUCUUCAACUUCUAGUUUCUCGUUAGUUUCUAGUAAAUUUCAUACCGGCAAAUUUCAAGCUCAAUACCGAUGUGUGACUCAGCGAGUGACUUUGAUAUAAAAUAUCAAAGAUAAAAUACAAUAUGUCAACGUAGUUUCAAUAAGAAUAUCCGCGAUAUGUCCACGUCGACAGCCAUGACUAUGGUUGAGACUUCGCGAAGCAUUGGACAAGUUCGUCGACUACCCGAUGUUAAAAAUAGCUGCGCGAUAGUUCCUCCACAAAAUGCUAUAAGCGCGUUUGCUUUUCGUCAUAAACGCGAGACGGUAAGAUAAUCGAUGCGCUAGGUAAAAUGACGUUUAAUAAUGGCUUAAUGCCUUAAUAUCGGUUUGGAUGAAUAUAACAGAUGUCUGUGUAUACAUUACGACCGUCGGACAUUUAAUCGUGCGCAAACCAACAACGGAAAUCAGGCAAGUACGAGCGCGUCGCAAACGCUCGGUCCUCAAAUCUUAAGUUUAAUAAUAUUAAGCCCCAAUCACAUCAUCGAGUCGCAGUUGCGGAUAAUCGGUGAAUGAAGAAGCACAACUUCGGCGAUCGGUUGCGAGGGUGAGAGCACGGCUAUUUUUCGUGAAUCGCGAAUAUUCCUUGUUGGAACUUGUUGCACCCUUCUCAUCUUUUCGUGUUUGCCAAUCGAUCGCCAUUUUGAUGGCGAGUGCAAAAUGUAAAAAUUAGCCAAAAAAAAUUUCUCUAUCUUCCUGCGAUACUUACACGCGGAUAUUUUCGGCUACUUCGACCUCAUAGGUAACUUUUGACUAUCUUCACAAGUUUUCUUCACGUUGGAUAUACCAUCGUGUGUGUCAUUUCAGUUAUCAGGACAUCACACAUGGGGAAAUAAAGCAACUGAAGAAUCUUUCUCUCUCUUUCUCUCUCUCUCUCUCUCUCUCUCUCUUUCUUUCUCUCUCUCUCUCUCUCCUCUUUCUCUCUCGACGUAGUAGAUCCAAAUCUCGUCGUUGCCGUAAAGGGAAAUGUAUCGUUCGAAAAGAUCCACGAUAUGCGCGAAGACCAAGUCUGGCAAGGACUAUACUGUAAGUGUGAAAGUCUUGGGGAAUAAAAGUACUCUUAAGGGAAAGGAAUUGUGAUGUCUCAUUCACUCGAAGUUCUUCCUUUGAUGCAAACUCGAAAAGCGAGAGAAAAAUAAGAUACGACCCGAUCCCGUUACGCUUUCAUUCUGAACUUCUUGAUUCUUGCAGACUGAUGUCGGCCAUAUCGAAGAUUUGUUCGUUCACUUAGAACGGAUCUUCUCCAUCGGGGGGAUAUGGCCGUUCGAGCGUACGUACGUUCGUUUUGCGAUUUACAUCUUGUAUUUUAUGCUGUACCUCGUCAUGGCGUACGCGAAUUUCUGCGAGGUCUUCGGUGAUCUUGAGCUGAUGGUGAUGAAUCUCGUAGAGACGAUGGCCUACACCACCACUUUCACAAUGGUGUGUAUGAUCCGUUGCAGCGGCUUGCUGAAGCGCAUCAUCGUCGUGAUGAGGCAGGACAUGAUGGAGCAGAAGUUCGAGGAUCCCGAGGAAGAGAGGAUUUACUACAGUUACAAUUACACGUCUAAGAUAUUUCUCUAUGGCUCGAUCGUCGGCAUGUUCGUCACGGUGAUGUUGUUAUA